UCCAGCCGCAGACCAAGCUCAAGAUGACAGACACUGCAGAAGUUUUAAAAGCUGCUGGUGACUGUGGGCGUUUUCAGAUAUGGUUAGUGGUGCUGAUUUCUCUCGCAUGCCCUAGCCUUUCUUUCCACCUGUUUAGCCAGAUUUUCAUGGUUCAGCAUGUGCCUCACCACUGCGAUACAAGUUGGAUCCUGGAAAUUAAUCCAAACCUGACCAAGGAAGAGCAGUUGAAUUUAACUAUUCCUCGCAACACGCAAGGCUCGUAUGAGGAAUGUUACAUGUAUACUCCAGUGGACUGGGAUCUGGACUCCAUCCGGCGCUAUGGGCUGAAUUCCACGGAGAAGUGCCGAGAUGGCUGGGUGUAUUUGUCCUCUGAAGAAACGCUCAUAACUAAGUUUGACCUGGUGUGCGACAGAAAAGAGCAAACGGACAUCUCCCAGUCCAUUUUCAUGCUGGGACUUCUCAUUGGGGCUUUCACCUUUGGUUCAUUAAGUGACAGCAUUGGUCGUCGUCCCACAACACUGGUUUGCUUGCUCAUACAAGGAGUGUUUGGCAUUGGAACAGCCUUCGUGCCAAAUUUCUAUGUCUAUGUGGCCUUGAGAUGGGCUAUAGGCGCUGCUCUGUCAGGAGUCGCCAUCGGCACUCUCGCCUUAGCCACUGAAUGGGUUGGCAUCUCCUACCGGCCGCAUGCGGUGAUAAUUUCCCACUGCUGGUUUGCCUUUGGACAGAUGACUUUGGCUGGCUUGGCUUAUGGCAUUCGCAACUGGAGGAUGCUGCAGAUUGCUGGGUCUGCUCCCGUGUUUGCUCUUUUCUUCUACAUAUGGGUCUUUCCUGAAUCUGCUCGAUGGCUCAUGGCAAAAGGGAGGAUAAAGGAAGCAAAAAAACUGUUUCAAAAGGCGGCAGUUAUGAAUAAACGUACCAUCCCACCAGAACUGCUUGAUGCGCUGACCCCUGAAAAGAAGUCCAAGUCUGGGAAUAUUCUGGAUCUCUUCAGGAAGCGGCAUCUGAGAAAAGUCACUUUAAUUAUGUCAAGUGCUUGGUUUGUGAACAGCCUUGUGUACUAUGGACUGAGCCUCAACAUAGGGAAUUUUGGCCUGGACAUCUACCUGACGCAGCUCGUGUUUGGGGCUGUCGAGAUACCAGCUCGCUUCAGCUGCAUCUACCUGAUGCAGUGGUUUGGGAGGAAGAAAUCCCAGAGCGGCUGCCUGCUGCUGGGUGGGAUUAUGUGCUUGAUCAUCACUGGCAUCCCGAAAGAUUUGCCGGUGGUGACCACGUCGCUGGCUGUCAUUGGGAAGUUUUCCAUUGCAGCCUCUUUUUCUGUCUCUUAUGUGUAUUCUGCGGAGCUGUUUCCCACUGUGGUCAGGCAGACCGGGGUAGGGCUGUGUUCAAUGUCAGCCAGACUUGGUGGCAUCAUCUCCCCUCUGAUUGGUCUCUUGAGCACCUACAACUCCGUGAUCCCCAUGGCAAUAUUUGGAAGCACGCCGGUGAUUGGGGGAAUCCUCUGCUGCCUGCUUCCAGAGACACGUGGGAAAGAACUUCGGGACGGCACCGAGGAGCCCGUGGAGAACCAGUGGUCCAGCGACAAUGGGCGCUUGAAACAAAAAGAGGACAGCCAAGAGGUGGAAGGCACAAAGACCACGCGCUUCUAGAGGAAGCCGCAAGCCAUUGUCAGAUCCAGAGGAAUCAAAGACCAACCAGUGCUGUCGGGGGUGUGAGAUCCACAAGGAGUCAGGGGAUUUUCCUUUUUCCUUCACUAGGUCUUGACCUCUUUUUUUUCCCCAUUUGUCUCCUCCAAGCCCCCUCUAGUGUUCCCUAAUACACACUACAUGUUGUCCCUUUUGUUCAGUGAGUAUUGGACAGAAUAGUCUGAUCUGAAGAAAAUAGAAGUUAAUCACCUACAGGAAUAAAAGCAGAUGUUGGAGCAGAAUACUUGAGUCUUCCCUUCCCUUCCCUCUCAUCUGUCAGCACCUACGCCAUCUCUGGAAACCCUUCCCAGGCAUGACACCUAUUCAAUUGUGGAAUAGCCUUACAAAGUCAAUGCAUCGCUUGCAAUAUGUAUAUCUGAACUGGAUGGAGUAGAAGGAAACAAACAGGGGGAUGCAUAUUGCUAGAUCAUCUAGUAAGUCUUUUCAUCUCUCAUUCCUUCUCUUCUCCACCGGAGCUUCAAAACCCUGCCCCUUUUGUCUAGCUCCAAGCUACCCAAGUAAGAAGAAUCAAGCCAGCGGUUUGUUGCAGGAGCAGCAAAUGAUGGCCUUAGUGGAAAGCAGAAUUUCCUUUAGAUGUCACUGGAGCUGGCUGUUAAACUGAAAACUUUUGGAGACACCUUGUGUGCAGGACGGUGCUGGAAAGAAGCGUUUCCCUUCACACAGCAAUUUUUUUCCUGCUCAAGAUGCUCUGCAAUCAUCAGGACCAGUUUAAUUUGAAUCUCCAAGGAAAUCAAUGAGCUGUUUGGAACUUGAGGUCUCUGGAGAGACCGUAUCCCACUCAAGUGAUGAUCUGGUUGGAUAUUGGGUUCUGUUUGCUUGUUCGUACAAUGCCCCUCACUGUUACGGAUGGGCUUGUGAUUUAUCUUCACAGUGAAGAAAAGCCACUCCCCUCCCUACGCUGCACCUUCACAGACCGCCUGGUCAGACCAGUCACUUGCUCUGGGCGAAGCUUGGAGCAGAGCCAACCCUCCUGCUCUUUGCUUGACCACCUGCAGCUCGGUGCCAGUCGCGCUGCCAUUGCCUAAACUCAAAGAAGACUCAAUUUUGCUUCAUCAGGACCCCCUGCGAAGCCCCUGUUGGCAGUUUUCCCUUGUGACGAGUUUUCUGCUUAUUUUGUGGCUAAACUGAAUCAGAUGCGAUGGAAGAACAUCAACAUGGGGGUGCAGGUUCAACCUCACCUGCUUCCUGGGACUGGGGCCUGCAAGGCAUCCCUUGUGGCCAGUGAACUCUAGUGCACCGGGUCCAUUGGUGGAGGGUGAUGCCGUGUUGCCAUCUGUCAGGAGAUACUACCAGCUUCUUGGAUUAAGCUUGUUUUAUAAAUAAAAAUUAUCCGAGUAUGUUGGAAUAAAAAAUUGUUC
Molecule: messenger RNA, 3061 nt
Organism: Alligator sinensis (Chinese alligator)
Lineage: Eukaryota; Metazoa; Chordata; Crocodylia; Alligatoridae
Product: solute carrier family 22 member 13
Exons: 10
Coding region: 24-1646 (540 amino acids)
Biological process (GO): transmembrane transport
Cellular component (GO): membrane
Molecular function (GO): transmembrane transporter activity
Source: RefSeq, a predicted model, not a curated record